CAGGUGAGGCCGCACCGGUGCAGAGCAGAGCGGGACAAUCGCCUCCCUGCCCGGCUGGCCAUGCUGUGCUGGAUGCACCCAGGACACAGUUGGCCCUCUUGGCUGCCAGGGUGCACUGUUGGCUCAUGUUCAACUUCCCAUUGACCAGAACCCCCAGAUCCCUCCCCACGGAAGGAAGAGGAAGAUUUAAUCCCCUCUGAAGGCUGUGGCACACGCAAGGAUUCAAAGGAGGAGUGCGACCUGUACGCGUGGCACAGAUGCGCUGCCACACCGUCAGAACAGAGAACACGCCAAAGCCCGGCCUUACAGCGCUGGCCCUUCGCACAGGCCGUCCUGGAGCACAAAACCCCCGCGAUGCCGCCGCACCUCGUGUCCCCAUGUCCCCGAACCAGAGAGGCAGGAACUUCUGCCGGCCAGCCGCUCGGGAUGCGCUGAGGCGCCGUUCGCUCGGGGGCUGCUGAGCCGCAGCCCAGUGGGGGCCGCCCCCUGCUCCGGGGUCCAGCCAGUGCCACCCCCGCCGCGCACGGGCCUGGCCCCGUUGCCGGGGAUGCCGGGGGAGAUCCCGGGCCCCGCGGCCCCUCCGCACCGGAACGUUCGCCGCGCGGCCGCGCGUUCCGGGGGAAGGAGCCGCGCGGGGGACACCGGCGCCGCCAUCAUGGCGGCCUGAGGCGCGGCGGGGACGGCGCCGGGAGCCGCGGGGCGGGAGGCCCGGCGGAGAGGUUGAAAACCUAGAAUGGCAGGAGAACAGAAACCAUCCUGCAAUCUCCUAGAGCAGUUUAUUUUACUAGCCAAAGGUACAAGUGGCUCAGCUCUGACUGCUCUUAUAAAUCAAGUGCUGGAGGCUCCUGGGGUUUAUGUCUUCGGGGAGCUAUUGGAGUUAACAAAUGUGCAAGAGCUUGCUGAAGGAUCUAAUGCUGCUUAUUUCCAGUUGCUGAAACUGUUUGCGUAUGGAACGUACCCAGAUUAUGUAGCAAACAAAGAUAACCUGCCUGAAUUAACAGCGACUCAGAAAAACAAGCUGAAACACUUGACGAUUGUAAGCCUGGCUUCCAGAAUGAAGUGCAUUCCCUAUUCUGUGUUGCUGAAGGACCUGGAUAUGAGGAAUCUGAGGGAGUUGGAAGAUCUGAUUAUUGAAGCGGUUUAUACAGAUAUUAUCCAAGGGAAGCUGGAUCAACGAAACCAGGUGCUAGAAGUGGAUUUUUGUAUUGGCAGAGACAUUCAGAAGAAGGACAUCAGUAACAUUGUCAAAACACUCCAGGAAUGGUGCGAUGGUUGUGAAGCGGUUCUUUUAGGAAUUGAGCAGCAAGUACUUAGAGCCAACCAAUACAAAGAGAACCAUCAUCGAACUCAACAGCAGGUGGAGAUGGAGGUAACAAACAUAAAGAAAACGUUAAAAGCUACAGCCUCGUCGUCGGCACAGGAGAUGGAACAGCAACUGGUAGAGCGAGAGUGCCCUCCACACACAGAACAAAGGCAGCCCACAAAGAAGAUGUCCAAAGUCAAAGGGCUGGUCUCCAGCCGUCACUAGAACAUACCAUCUAAAUGUCAUUCAGCUACGAAUGACAACAGGAGGAACAAGAAAGGGCCUGCGUCUCCUUUUUCAGUGGGUUCUGGGCCGGUCCCUUCCAGGUUGGGAAAUAAAAGCCCUGUUUGAAUACAGCUCCCAGUUAGCAGCACCUGGCUAAGUUACGCUGUGCAGCCCCUUUUAACUUCCAGGGUGUCCCUGUUCUGGUCCUGUACAGAGGGACUUAUAAAGAGAGGGACUAACCAAAAGAGGCAGGAAAAAAAAAUCUGUGACUAGUUUUGCUCCCUCCCAGCCAGUCUCAUUGCUGCUUAACCUUGAGGAAGCUGCUGUACUGAAUCAGAUCUUGGGAGAGCUUCUAUAGCAAUUCUCUGAAUCCCAGGGUUGAAGUGUGGCUACCAAAGCCAGGCUGGGAGCGAGGAAGCCAUCAACACAGAUCUUUUCAUUCCCAAAGGGAGCACAGAAAGGUUUCUAGGCCAGGAACUGCUUUACAUGGAAGUCUUCAGCCUUUCCACUACCCCUGGCUCUUUUAAACUGGGGUGAAAUUCACACUACCUCGCUCUGUGAAGAUGAGAUCCAGUGCUGGGCUGUUUACUUAACUGUCUGUUUACUGCCCUUACCAAGCCCGUUAAUCUUGCACAGAUUUAAAGCACUGUUCUGCAUCUCUGAGGCACCAAUACAAUAAGGAGGGAGCAGGCUGCUCUUCCGAGCCUUCCUUCUUGCAGGUAGUUAGUGGCAUAUUAGAAACUGUGUUCCUUCUGAAUGUGAUGUGUCCUCCCAGAGCUGCUUGUGAGUUGUUUCCCCCACUGAUACCUUCAAACCUUCAAAGGGUAACGUGUUCGCUCUUCCUUGGAUGCUCACGACAGCCGUCGGCAUAGAAGAAGAGCCCGUUUAGCAUUGUGGCAGGCUGGGGGCCCAGGACCCACUGGCAGGGGUCGCAGCAGCAUCCCCUUGCUGAAGCAAUGGACUUGACUUAGUCUUUCUGAAUUUUGAACACUUUCAGGUUGUAUUUUCCUCCCCUCUCUUUUUUUUUGUACAUUGUUGUGAUUCUAAAGCAUUUCAGCCUUUGUUUUGUGUUGUUUUUUUUUUAAUUUGUUACAGUCUAACUUCAGGUGAUUUGCACCUGUUUUGGCAAGGCGUGGGUGUUUUUUUUAAGGGGGAGGAUGGGGUUGGCAUUGAAACAGCAAUUCACAAAAAAAGCACAUUUUAGAAAAAAAAAUUAAAAAUGCUGAUUUAA
Columba livia (rock pigeon) is the source of this 2759-nucleotide messenger RNA. It is a transcript of the gene COPS7B, whose product is annotated as COP9 signalosome subunit 7B. Gene Ontology annotation, biological process: COP9 signalosome assembly. Gene Ontology annotation, cellular component: COP9 signalosome. Bases 734 to 1528 code for a protein of 264 amino acids. Lineage: Eukaryota; Metazoa; Chordata; Aves; Columbiformes; Columbidae. The transcript has 7 exons. The record is from RefSeq and is a predicted model, not a curated record.